CAGAGGACGGUUCAUUCCUGUGGAGAUGGUGACGCAUUAGACACUGGUGUUGAUGAUCCAUCUUGUUCUUAUGAUACAGAGAUGGACCCUGGCAACAUGCCCUUGGGUUUAGAGACACAGACUGAUCUGUCUAGAGAGGACUGGAACCGGUACAGUAGUAGUGUGUACUCUGAAAGGUGCCUAGAUAAGAAAGGGGAGGGUCUGGUCGUAGAUGAAGUGACUGUGAAAGUGGAGGGCAACGUUCCUCCCACAUGGAAUACAGAUAGUCACCUAGAAGACAGACACUCACAGGGCAGAGAUUUCUUAGAUUACAGGGAAAGCUUAGAGACAAAUCAAAAUGUCGCCACCCACUCCCUUUUACACGCGUUCAGGGAUCGCGACCCAGUGUCCACGUCGAUGGCACCUUCCGAUUCACACGGCCACAUCCUUUUCGAUCAGGUAUUGAACUCAAACGACAGGGCUAGAGCCCAGGCUCAGGGAGGGGGAACCACAUCAGGCAAUAGUAAAGAGAAACAGUUCCUCUGCAUGUUCUGUAACAAAGGCUUCAGCUGCCCGCAGAAGGUGGAGAUCCACAAGAGGGUCCACACUGGGGAGAAACCCUUCAGCUGUACCCAGUGUCACGUGUGCUUCGCCCAGGCUGGUGACCUGAAGAGGCACCAGAGGGUCCACUCAGGGGAGAAACCCUACAGCUGCCCCCACUGCACCCAGUGUCACAUGUGCUUCGCCCAGGCUGGUCACCUGAAGAGACACCAGAGGGUCCACACAUGGGAGAAAUCCUACAGCUGUCCCCAGUGUGAGAAGAGGUUCUCCCACCAGCACCAGCUGAAGACGUACCUAAAGGUCCACACGGGCAAGAGGCCGUUUGCCUGUACGCACUGUGGCAAGAGGUUCUACCUCAGGAUACACCAGCAGAAAAUGCACACGGCCCAUGUAUAGUGACAUGUAAUGUAGUACUAGUUAGUUUAUAGUUAAUUCUGUUGGUUUUUGAUGUAGUAGGGAACUGGAUGAGGCGAAUUGAGGAAAGAAUGAGUAUGAUGAGGCAGAGUAGAUGAUAUGGUGAUGGGUGGUGUCUGUAAAAAUGCUUCACUGAUUAAGUGACAACCCUGACCUGUUGUUUGAUGCUGGUGUUUUAUAAUGAGAAUUAUAGUGCCUUAAUUCAUGUUUACUUGACAUAAAGUAGUGAAGCUGUGUAAUGUAAUGUUGAACCUUUGCCAAAGUAUUCUAACAUUAAUUUGAUCAAAGUAAGGGUACCAGAUUUACAGAAAAGGUUACCAUAGUGAGAAAGGUUAUUCUACUUGUCACGUAUCGUUUUGUGCAAUAAAAGUACUGUACUUCAUGUUAUGUGACUGUAUGACCAUUUUGUUGAAAUUAAAUAAAAACUGUGCUG
Coregonus clupeaformis (lake whitefish) is the source of this 1387-nucleotide messenger RNA. RefSeq names its product zinc finger protein 583-like. Gene Ontology annotation, cellular component: nucleus. NCBI's taxonomy places the organism in Eukaryota, Metazoa, Chordata, Actinopteri, Salmoniformes, Salmonidae. The transcript is spliced from 2 exons. The coding region runs from base 82 to 936 and encodes 284 amino acids. The record is from RefSeq and is a predicted model, not a curated record.